UAUUUCCUCGCUGUCUCUUCGACCUGAGGUCCUUGUUCACUGUAUUGUAUCCAUCGCUUUUUGGUGAAAGCAACACUUUUCAAUCAUGUCUGGCAGGAAGUUUUUCGUCGGUGGAAACUGGAAAAUGAACGGCGACAAAAAGAGCAUCGAAGAGCUCGCCAAUACACUGAAUAGCGCCAAGCUCAACCCAGACACCGAGGUUGUGUGUGGCGCUCCAACCAUCUACCUAGACUACGCCAGGUCUAAGCUCAACCCAAACAUUGAUGUGGCUGCACAAAACUGCUACAAGGUUGCAAAGGGAGCUUUCACCGGAGAGAUCAGCCCUGCCAUGAUUAAGGACUGUGGAGUAAAAUGGGUGAUUCUGGGACACUCUGAGAGACGCCACGUGUUUGGAGAGAGUGAUGAGCUGAUCGGCCAAAAGGUGGCUCAUGCUCUUGAGAACGGUUUGGGAGUGAUCGCCUGCAUUGGUGAGAAGCUGGAUGAGCGGGAGGCUGGAAUCACAGAGAAAGUUGUUUUUGCACAGACCAAGUUCAUCGCAGAUAACGUGAAGGACUGGAGCAAAGUAGUUCUUGCCUACGAGCCUGUAUGGGCCAUUGGCACUGGUAAAACCGCAUCACCCCAGCAGGCUCAGGAGGUGCAUGACAAGCUCCGGCAGUGGUUAAAGACCAAUGUCUCAGAGGCUGUUGCCAACUCUGUCAGGAUCAUUUAUGGAGGUUCUGUCACUGGAGGAACCUGCAAGGAACUGGCUUCACAGAAAGACCUGGACGGAUUCCUUGUUGGAGGAGCUUCCCUAAAACCGGAGUUUAUCGACAUUAUUAACGCAAAAGCAUAAAGAGAUCAAGCCGUCAUCUACCUAAACUCUAAACGGAGCGUCCGCUCAUAAGCCCUGCUCUUCUCUAGAAAGUGUUAACGUGUUGGUGUUGUUUAAUUUUCAGCGUUUUUCCUACUGUAUUGUUAUUGUAAAGGGACAGAUUGGCACAUGCUAAGCACUCAAGGGUUUUAUUCCACUGAAAUGCGUGUUAACUGAGAAGCAUCGUCGGGCUUUAGAGUCCUUGCCUUUUACUUGAACAAUGUUUACCAACAUUCUUGUGUUCACAGUGUCAAAAAUUUGGGAUGAAGUCAAUCAGCCUCAGUGUCUUUUUGAUUCAAAUCAAACUACUUUCCAUGAAUGUGGUUGUCCUGAUGUUUUUAGUGUCCCUAAAAAAAAGAGUUUCUCUGAGUAACCUGUGCUGAAGGUGCUCAUAAUGUCAUAAUAACCAACAUUAUUUGGUAUAAAGCAUAAGAAAAUAUUCGAAUAAAUGUGUGAUCAGAAGUGUAGACCCA
Messenger RNA from Danio aesculapii, 1323 nucleotides. RefSeq names its product triosephosphate isomerase 1b (gene tpi1b). Gene Ontology annotation, molecular function: triose-phosphate isomerase activity. NCBI's taxonomy places the organism in Eukaryota, Metazoa, Chordata, Actinopteri, Cypriniformes, Danionidae. The transcript has 7 exons. The coding region runs from base 86 to 832 and encodes 248 amino acids. Gene Ontology annotation, biological process: glycolytic process; gluconeogenesis; glyceraldehyde-3-phosphate biosynthetic process. Gene Ontology annotation, cellular component: cytosol. The record is from RefSeq and is a predicted model, not a curated record.